ACGACGUACUCAUGGAAUUAGUGGGGGAUAAUGAACAAGAAGCAAUCUUGGAUUCACUGCAAGAAUGGUUUGAAGAAAAUCCAAAAUUUCCAAAUAAAAUUGAUCGUGUUCUACUGACCCGUUUUUACUACUGCAUGCACAAAGAUGAGGAAAAGACGAAAAAAUUAUUAGAAACUAACUACACAAUGAGGCUGGCAAAUGCAUAUAUAUUUACAAAUCGGGAUCCAACAGAUCAGGAUACGAAGAACACCAUAGCCAUAGCAGAUAUUGUGCCACUACCGGGUCUCACAAAGGAAAAUUAUCGGAUUGUUGUACAUCGUUUAAAUAAUCCCGAUGCGAAUUUGAUGCAUCAUGCCGAAGACACUAAAACCUACAUAAUGCUGAACGACUGCCGUUUCAGUUUACCGGAUGCCGUGGUCGAUGGUGUCCCCGUCCUCUCAGCUGGUGAUGUUCACAUUAGUGAUAUGUCAUGUCACAGUAUGGCUCACAUGCGCCGCAUGUCAUUGCGUAUUUUACGAACAAUGUUGAAAUUUGUACAGGAGGCCUAUCCGGUGCGAAUUAAGGCCAUCCACAUGGUCAAUUGUCCGUCUUAUAUGAAUAAAAUAUUGGCAUUCAUAAGGCCAUUUGUUAGUAAAAGGGUUUUUGAAUUGAUGCACUUCCACACAUCGGGUAUAGAGAGUCUCUAUGAAUUUAUACCCCAGGAGAUGCUACCGGAAGAAUAUGGUGGCUCUGCAGGAAAAUUGGAAGAUCUGAAAGCCAAAUUUUUGGAAACAGUUUUAGAAAAGAGAGAUUAUCUUAUGGAUCCACAAUAUUGGGAACUUGACGAGGAUGAUGAUUAA
Molecule: messenger RNA, 839 nt
Organism: Musca vetustissima
Lineage: Eukaryota; Metazoa; Arthropoda; Insecta; Diptera; Muscidae
Product: alpha-tocopherol transfer protein-like
Exons: 6
Coding region: 12-839 (275 amino acids)
Cellular component (GO): membrane
Molecular function (GO): phosphatidylinositol bisphosphate binding
Source: RefSeq, a predicted model, not a curated record